AUGGACGAGAAUUCGGCGACGACUACGGCUGUCACGAACACAGAAAAUGUGGCUGCGGAUCGUCAGUCCCGGAACAAAUUGGCGGUCGGGAUCGGGGCCGCUUGGCACCGGCUGGUAACGUACAUGUUCGAGCCGGAGGACGGCACAUGUUUGGCCAUGAUGCGUAUUGCGUUCGGUAAGUACCUUCAGAAAAUUUGUCGGUCGCAAUGCAAGGAACAAAACUUCAUUUGCGCGAAAGCGGGAAAAUUUUUGAAUAGGAGGGAGAAGACUAUAUUCAUCAAAAAUGAACCGGCGUUCUUGAGACCUAAUUAGUUCGGUUGGGCUUAGUUAACAACUAAGCCUAACUAAACUUUUCAAAAAUUGUAUAUAAUAUACCUAUCGUUGACAAUAUCCAAAACAAACCCCAUUCCUCAGACAAGGAUGACUUAGACUAAAGGGGACGGAUGAUUUCAGUUGGAAUAUAAAUGGGACUCCGGCUUCCCCUCCUCCGUUCUUUUAGAAACUUUUAGAUACCCAAAAUCAAAAUAAUAAGUAUAAUCUCAAGAAAUUUUAUUUUAGUGAAAUUCGAUUUAGUAGAUUUAAUACAUUCUUUAUCAAUAUAAAUGGUCAAUUGUUCCAUUUAGAAUAUUUUGAUAACGCCUUCGUCUUAUCUUCAUUAACGGCUGUGGGUCUCAACUGCUUCACCUGGCUCAAACUUAAACGGGCAUGUUACUAUGAAAUGUUGAACUACUUUUUAGAACAUUUUUCGAUAGUUUAGGGCAUUUAAAUUCGGGCCCUAAUAAUAUAAUAAAUCUAAUAUAAUAUUUCGAAAUACUUAUGCACUUACAGUUUUCCACUUUAAAAAGUAAGUAAUCCUCGCGUAUUCCCGCCACUACAGUGGCAUUAUACGGCUUACUAUAUUUUUUAAACAAAAUAUUAUUAUAUUAUAAUGUUAUGCAUAGCUACGCUGAUGAUUAUCGACACGAUGAACGAACGGGGUUUCUGUCGUGUCGACAAACGAUGGAUGGAACCAAUGAAGUGUUAUUUUCCAUUAUUCGACAUUAUCAAACCGUUGCCAGGCGGAUGGAUGUGUUUAGUGUACGCGGUCAUGUUCUCGGGUGAGUCGGACUUAUACCGGUAAAAUGGUGUAUUCGGUGAGUCAAGAGUAAAAUAAUCAAUAGAAUGUUACGAUCGUGGAGCAGACCCGCGUUUGAAAAUGUUAAGGAAACUAUAAACAGUGACAAGAAAACAAAUAAUUAUGGAAACUGUGAUAAAACCAGUAAGGUGCAUUGUAUUAUUGACUGCACAGAUAUCUAUCAGUAUUGUAGAUAUUUGUGAAUAACUGCAAUAUUAUUUUAUAGUUACCAUAUUAUAAGGUUAUAGGGUAGAUAUAUCAUUCAACAUUAAUAACACAAUCUGAUGAUCAUUCCAAACUGUUCAUCGAUAUAGUAAAUAAUUACUAUGGAAAUCACUAUGAAGGAAUCUUUCAAAAUUAAAAGAAAGUAGUAGAGUAAAACAAUUAAGUGCAGUCAGCUGAUAACAUUUUGGGCAGAUAAAAAUGUGAAAUCAAAUAAUAAUAAGGAUAUCAUAUUUAAUUAUAGAUACUUGAUUAAAUACGGUACAACCUAUGGGGUGAAACUUGUAUACAAUUUCCAAUCGUUUUUGUCUUUUUGAGAAGCCAAACGAAUUUUAUCCGCAUUAUACUAAACUUAUGAAAGAGGUAAGGGUUAUGGGUUCAAACUGUCGCUUAACUAUCCCGAUUGUCCGAUGCUAAUAAUAUAUUUUCCCGUUUUAUGUGAUUCCCAGUUAAUAUUUCCCCGCCAUACACCGAACCUGACAAAUACGGUUCCGGAUGUUUAUUUCAUUGAUUUAUAUAAUCCAGUAAUAAAAACCCUCAGAAAUAUCUCCCCGACUAAAUAUUAUUCCUAUAUUACACCAUUCCUGAAAAAUAUUGUCCAUUUCAAUCAUAAUUCCAUGGAAAAUAACAUAUAAAUUCAUCGCAUCUCUCGCGUACAGGCCUGCUGGGCGUGUUCGCGGGAUUUUACUACCGAACGAGUUGCAUCGCGUACGCGGUCACAUACUGGUAUAUAUUUUUGGCGGACAAGAGCUCGUGGAACAACCAUUCAUACCUGUUUGGACUGUUGACAUUGAUCUUCUCCGUGACGGACGCACACCGCAAUUGGUAAGCAGCACGGGCCCAAACCGUGAACGCGGUAACCGCGAUUACCGCGGUUACCGCGUUCACGGAAUCGUGUCAUCCGUGCGACGUUUACACAUCAUCCCGCACUGCAGGUCCGUGAACAGUUGGUCGGAACCCCAGAAGCCGGUGCCGCGUUGGAACUACCUGCUGCUCAGGAUACAGUUUUUCAUCAUGUACUUCGUGGCCGGUCUGAAGAAGUUCGAACCCGACUGGCUGUGGGGCUAUUCGAUGAUGACGCUGGGCCAUAAUUACGCAUUCACGCCAUUCAGGUAAGCGCGCAGACAUUCUUGGCGCGGUUACGCCGUUUUGAGGGGAAAAGGGGAGCUGUCGGUUCAUAGAUAGAACCACGGCGUAUAUCUGAUAUCAUGUCUAAUAAUUAUUAUAACUAUUACCUACAUAUUAUAUAUUAUAUACGAGUAUAGUGUAUACAUUGGCGUAGGAGCAGUGGGCGGCUGGCAGUUGCCACCCCCCCCCCCCCCAUUAAAACCAUAAGGGGACAAAUAUAUAAUUUCGAUCCCUCAAUAAAUUAUAGAUAAAACUAUAUGAACAACAAAAAAAAAUAUUUAAAUUCAAUUUUCGUCAAUAUUAUUUAUAAGUACCUCAUGUAUAAAAAUAUGUAUUACUUAUAAUUAAAAUUAGUAAGUAAAUUAAUACGUAUUACAAUUUCAAAUAAAUACUAUAUUUCAUUAUUUUAUAACACGGCUGAUGUUAUAAUUUCAAAAAAAGAGUCGAAAUCGAUUAUAAUUUUGUGACAUUACUACGUGUAAUUUGAUACGUAAUAAGUUUUGAUAGUUAUUAUAGUUGUCGUAGAUACCUACGACAACACUGUAUAUCUACAGAAAUUACAUAAAACUUUGUUUUUACUUUUAAGUUGUGUUUGCACCCAAGUUCACAUUAUCACAAAGCAAAAACCUUUAUCAUUGCUGUCCACAAAUCGUAUAAACACACUACCAGUAUAUUAUAUUAUGUAUAUCUAUAGGCAUUUAAAAAAAAAAAAAAUGGCAUGUUAGGAUUCAAUAAAUUUUGUCAUUUCGCGCACUGAUAAAAGAGUAAAAAAAAAAUAGUAUAAAUAGGGAAGGUGACCGCUUCUCCUACAUACAGACAUCAAAUACGGUUCCAAGAAAUAUAUAUGGUAUGACUAUAUGGAUAAUUACACCUUCUAUAUUUUUGCCCCGCCCUACCUGAAAACAGUUACUGGGCAUCUGUAUAGGUAUAAUGUGGCUUGGGUGUAAAAGAACCACUCUUACUUUUUGGCAAAAUUGAGUGAAUUUUAAUUUGAAAAACCACGAAAAGUCAUAAUUUCCGAAUGUUGUAAAAAAAGUAAGAUUGGCUCUUUUUGACCAAAGCCACAGAGUUAUGUGUGUGUAUAAUUAUUUCUAAACAAUUCCCAUUGAAUUUGAAUAAUUUCUAUCCGCGUCUGGAGAUAAUAAAGACGAAUUCCGUACCCACUCUGUCGACCAGAAUGAAAACCGUUGUAGUUCCGUAACAUAGUGUUUAUUGUAUCAUAUGCGCCUGGCCUAAUUUAAAUUAUUCUACAGGUACGUAUUCUCGGCCGAAUUCGUCGAUCAUUGGAUUGUACACGUCGGCGGAUUUCUCAUCGAUUUGCUAUCCGGCUUCGGGCUGUGCUUCCGGUCCAGUCGGCCGUUCACCAUCGUCGUGCUGCUUAUUUUUCACGGCAUGAACUCGGCAAUGUUUUCCAUAGGUAAUAUGCGUACACAACCGUAUGCUAGCUUGUUCCGUCCUUACCAGUGGCGCAUCUGAAGCUAAUUUUAGGGAGGAAGGGCGGUGAACGUGGGAUAACGCGCCACUGUCCAAUGCCCCGCAGAAUAAAAGUAUCUAUGUGCGUCAUGAUCGAUAAUAAUGCUACGACAAAUACCAUCACGAAACAGUAUAAUUAUUGCAAACGGGCUGUAAUAACAUUUAAAUGUUAUUAAAAUGAUAACACUGCUGUUAUAUUAUUACGUAAAUAUAAUGUUCACGUCACUUGUCGGACUCAAUCCUUAUCAAUUCCCAUAGACGUAUUGUUUAUAAUAAUAAUAUUACAAUAUAUUCGCUCUUGAUACCGCGGUUUAUGAUAAUUUGGCUAUCGGAUUUUUAUCAAUGAUAAAAUUAAUUGGUUUCUCGGACGUCCAAUUCAAUGAACGUCAAAUGAAUGAAGCGAAAUCGGUCACGUUCCGCGUGAUAUUAUUAAACUAUAAAACGCGUCAUUAACGCGUUCACAAGCUACGAGCUGGUCGAGUUAUUCGGCAGUUGGUAACGGAAACCGCCGAUUCCGUACGAAUAGACGUGUACAAUUUCACUCGGCCUUUAUAAGACCUAAUGAACACGAUACAAUAUUAUUACAUGAAUGAAAAUUCGUGAAUUAUCGUUACAGAUAACGUCAUUGUCGAUAAAAAAAAAAAAAAAUGUAUUAAAAUGUAUUUUCUUUAACAUACCUAGUAAUGAUAUUAUAAUACGCGCACAGUCAAACAGACCCGACAUACUUCGCACCACGGGUAGGCCAUUGUUGUAUGUGGAUAGUUGGAAAAAUAGGAUUUUCCGUACGCCACAAUAAAUCAUUGCAGCAAAUUUUCAAACGAUUCUGAACGGAGCGGUAUGAUUCGCGUUUUCGAUAAAAAUCAAAAAUACUAAAAAAAAAAAAGUAGGCCACAAGGGUAAAUUUCUGGAAAUGUCGAUACAUUACGUUUCAAAUACAAUACCGCCGGCCGGAAAUUUCGUGUACUUUGAAAGGUCGCACGAACAAAUCUAAGCGUUUUUACUAACCAAGAAAAUUGUUCCUGAGAAAAAUUGCACAUUUACACGGCUACAACUGCUUCGUCGCUGUACUCAAGCUUUAUCUUAGAUGAGUCGCUACCGGGUAUAAAUAAUUCGAAUAUCAUAUUGUUGUUCAAUUUGCAAAAUGUGGAUGUUUGUUCGUCGGGGCAAGACAAUACUCGGGCGUUAUCUUGUGGGUCGCCUCGGAGAGACACGAGCGAAAAACAAAAAAAAACCCAACCGUUAUUAUUAUUCGAUUCGGUCGGCGCCGGUAGCGUGUAGUGUGUCCCUCUUUUCAAAAUAGAUUAAAGUAACGGUGUUCGUUGAUAAGGUAAACGCGAUAUUAUCGAUGGCGCGAACGCUGCAGCGGGAUUACGCGGCGGUUGGGACGAGGGACCGCGGUAGAGGAAUGUGGGGGAUGGGGAGGAGUGGGUCGGCAUAGCGGUAUAGAGGCGGCCGGAGGUCGCGGGAUAUCCGUGAUCCACGGACGUUUUCUAUGUCACGGACAAGGCCCCGGUACGGGUCAAAGCUAAAGCACUGCUAAAGCGGCUGAAGUAGCGAAAACGCGUUGUUGCACUACGCGGCGGUAUCAUUUCAAUAGUUUUUUGUUUUUUUUUUUUUGAACACGCGUGUGAUUACGCCGGUCGAAAACCCGGGCCGUCUAGAAUUUUCAACGCGACAAAAAUAAAAAUCAUCCGCAUACUUUCCAACGCGUUUUAAUAAAACAAAAACAAAAAAAAACGAAAUGUUAACCUGUACAAAACGGAAUACGGCGGACAAAGCCGCUUUCCGUUAUUCGGGCCGAACAGUUUUUCGUAACGCCGGCGCCCGAAUCACUCCGGCGUCGGAUUUCAAAUGACGCCACUGUAUUGCGGCAAAACAAUAACAAUAAUAAUAAUUACGAUAACAUUGCAAAACCGCGCGCGUGCUUUCCGGUAUACAGGUAUGUUUCCGUACGUGUGCGCGGCCAUGUUGCCGGUUUUCUGCGAACCCGCGGCCGUGGCCAGAGCUUUGGGCGCCACAGCCGUCACCGGGACCGGCCAAUCCGGACGAUCCUCGGACGCCGCGGCCGUCCGCAAAUCGCCAACAACAGCGGCCAAGCGGAACGCGGUAGCCGCGUGCGUGUGCGCGUACGCCGUCCUGCAGCUGUUCAUGCCGUACUCGCAUUUCGUGACUCGGGUGAGCCUCGUAUCCAAUGUACAAUAUGACCCGCCGAACACCAACGCCGUUUGGGAAUCGUUGCCGUUCGCCCGGUCCGCGUGACAUCGCACGCUCUGGCGGAGAACGUGACAAAAUGCAGCGACCAUAUUGCCUGUCGCACCUGACCGCCUAACCCCCGCCCCAUAUUAAAUGUAUCGGAAAUCAGUGUGUUGAACGGUUACCGCCGGACAAAUCGCAGCUACUUCUCACGGGAUAGCCGACGCCCGGCUGUUCCGGCUUGAUUUUGAGUUCUCGGAGUAAAUCUUUCUUUAGGCGCCGACGCGUGCGGACAGAACGGGCCGCGGCAACGAUUUCCGACCGUGCACCGUGUCCCGUGUCCACGGAACUGUAGCCAGAGCGAGACGACUGAAACCGGCGAUGCCCGAUUGAGCACGGUCGUCAUUGGCCGACAUUUUCGACGACCCGACUGAGCACGAUAAAAUAAAUAAAUAUUGUGUACGACGUUGUCAGAUUUUCACCGGUACGGAUGUCGCGUAGAUCACUAAUUGGCAACUGACAUAUUAGUCAAAAACGAUUUUGCUGUCGAUCGAUGGGUACCCACGGAAAUUGAAAAUAACUGGGAUAGAUAGGAAACCAGAAUUUUAUCUACAGCGAUUGCGCUAAAUUGCGAUUAACUGUUAUUGUAUCCACCCACGCUGUAAAUAACACUUGGUCACGGUCAGUCUGUUCCGUUGUCUCGCGCUCGUGUUCCUUCAAAAAUAGUGUGUAUUUUGUAAACUUUACGAUUUUUAUGGAUGGAAAUUAAUGAAAUACAAAUUAUUUUAUCCGGGAGAGGCGAAGAGUUGGCAAAUGUUGGAGCCUUCAAGUACAGGUUUAUUGGGUCGAGAAAAAAAUGUGAAUUGUUGAAAUGGUGAUGUACAAAAAAAUGAUUAUAUUGAAAUAUUUUUUUUAUACAUAUUCGGUAUUAAGAGGAACACAUUUUAAUUGUAAUAUAUAUAUUGAACGCUGUUUUAAUAUGUAACAUUAUGUGAUUAAAAACCAACAAAAGAUUUUUAUUAAUAAAUAUUUACGUUCAAAUGUAUUUUAUAUUUUAAUAAUAAUAUUCUACUUAAUUGAAACCUAUUUUCGUGCUCAAUCGCGUUGUUUUUUUUUUGGGUUUCUGUUGUUUAAUUGUAACCGUGCUCAAUUGGGUUUUGAAAAAGGUCAAUCGUGUUCAAUCGGGUUCCACCCACUGAAACAUUCGCCUCAAACGCUGAGGCGCCAUCACAAUGGUGGUGCUGAGCCUAAACAAAUUUCUUUAAAAUACAAAAUUCAACCGUAGAUAUCGUAUUUACUAUGUAUUAACUCUUUGACUGUAGCCGCGUUUGAACACAUUAGUAAACUCAAACUUACAGAGAAAUAAUUGUGAUCAACGAUAUCGGCCGGCGGAUACUAUCGAAUUUGGGUAUUCAAAAUACUUGUAAAAUUACUUAUAACAUUUUUGUAUUUAUCAAUGUGUUUUGCAUAAUACUCCUUAGUUUUUUCAUUCAGUGUGCAAUAAAUCUUAAAACAAAUAAAUUCAUGCUUAAUGCUUAUCUAAAAAUUCAAUAAACAAGUUGACAAUGUUUAAAACAGUAUCUAACUAAGGAUUUAUUUUGUGGGAGGGGUCGCUGGUGGUAUAAAUUCGAAUUUACAUCGGGCGCCAGAAAAGCUUGCUACGGCUCUGCGUGUCCAGGCCAUAAUAUCUACUUAGAGGAGGGGGCACAGCGUUAACAUGUCUUCCCUCGACUCGGCCUUAAUGGAGCCGCCUUUCAGAGGGCGAAGCAAAACCUAGGCGGGCGUCGACGCCCGCGCCUAGCCACCUGCUCUGCGGCUUGCUUCGCUCUCUCGGUCUCUUCCUUCCUUACCAUUAUCGACCACGGCGAGAUAGGCUUAAGACCUGGCCUGACCCAACCUAUCUUAACCUGCGUUACCCUCAGAAUCCCAAAUUCGAUAAUAAUUCCAGCGGAACGCUGUAUACGGUUUGAAUCGAACUGCUGUAAUCUGUACAAAUACACUGUUUAUACUUAUACGAAAUAAUACAAUUUUUUUUUUUUUUUUUUUUUUUUUCAAUUGUUUUCAUCUAUCGGUUUUUGUCCCGCAGGGUUAUAACGGUUUUCGAGACGGUUUGUACGGAUACUCUUGGGACAUGAUGCUAUACAACGUCGAUUUGGCAAAGAUACAAGUGAAGGUGGUGGACCACAAGCGCCGUGAAAAGUUCUUCGUGGACCCCGAAGUAAUACGAUACGAUUAUUCUAUAGUAUGAUAAUUUAGUAUUAAUAUUGUUAUAAUAACAGUGACCGGAUAACCGCGCGCCAGCCAAUAGGGAAUUGUGAUCAGUUCAAUUUCUGAAAACAAUUUUAUUCGCACACAUGUAAUAUAAAACAUAAUGUGUUUACCAUUAAGUACGCUAAUGUCUUAUUUUUUAAGCUUUCUGUGUAACAAGAACAGUGUAUGAUGUCGCAAAAUUAUUAUUAAAAUUGUUUAGGUGUGUUGCCUACGCCGUUAAUUCCGUUUUAUUCGAAAUGUCACAGAAUGGAAACGUGUCUUCCCGCGAUUCUCCGUUUGUACACCCGUCCCCGCGAUCACUGUUGACCGCUGUCCAAUAGUUGAUUUUUUUUUUUUUUUUCUAAACGGCAUUUCCUCGUCCGUGACAUUUAAAUGGACUAAUAAUAACUGUUAUUUCGUCCGUGUCGCCAAGUUAAUCCAUAAAUCAAAACAAUAAUAAUAAGUUUCAAAAAUACCAAAAACCCCGCGAUGUAAUAAAUUGAAUUUCGGAAAUCCGGCUUCGAGGUGCAUACGGGUCCCGUUUAUCUGUAUCUGUACGUAAAUUCUCAAACGGAUUUUCACUUUCGUUUACUAUACUAGUAAAUAGACGUUUCGUGACAUUUUUUUAAACGUAGAAAAACGAUUUCAACCGUGUAAAAAUUAGGUUACACUGCAGAAAUUGUCGUAAGUAAACAUGUUUUUUUUUUUUUUUCCAAAUACGUAUCGUUGUAUCCCAAAAAGGUGUUUAAAUCAUGUAUGUGAUUUAAUUAUAACAAAAACAGUGGUUUUGUGGAAAAACAUAUUAAUCUUGAAAGCAGAAGUUUGACAUCAAAAAUUACAUACUAAAGUAUUUUCGUUUCGUUUGACGCGCCAUGCGUCGCUGCGCUUAAUAUAAAUAUUAAACAUAUUUUACAAUAUGUGUUCGUUAACCGAACAGUUUUGGUACAGUGGGAUGGGAUGGGUUACAUGUAUCCCGGUUUGUAUUUUACUUUUUUAUUUUUAUUUUUUCAAUAACGUCCAACAAUUGUUCGCACGUUAAAACGUCUCGGGUUUCUACCUGACAUUCGAUCAAAGUCGAACGCGAACGAACAAUGUUAUCGAAACGACUGGUUUCUGUUAUUUAACACUAUGGUAUACCUACCUCUUUGUUUUUAUUUUCUCAACAGUUUAACUGCACAAAUUCAAUGCAAAAACGUAUAGAUUGUGAUCGUGCAUAGAUCGAUGCAAUUCAAUUUAAUAACGUUUAAUCGAAUGAAUUUCUUCCCGAGAUAAGCCGACAUGUCGUUACGAACAAAAAAAAAAAAAAAACAACAACCAACUCGUUUUCGAGUUCAGCUAGAAUCGAUGGCGUUGUUGCGGGGACCGAAAACGCAUACUGUUGGACACCGCAUUUGUCCGCAUUUUAUCACGCUGCACGUAACGAAAAACCGGGGACAUUUUCGGACGAACACAUUCGGAUCAAGUGCCUGCAAAACGGGCCGACGACGCAGCAUUGUUUUCGUUGUGUAGAGAAAUAAUAUUGUUAUCGUCCGCACGCACUACUGUGCAUAAUAUAAUAUUAUGAAUGGCGUGAUUUUACGUUUUAUACAUGACGGUAACAAUACGCAUGACGAAAAUCAACGCAAAAUACGUAGGGCACUCCAAAUGUUAGACACGAAUAAAAUUUUUUUUUUUAAUUUUAAAUAUUAUAAUCUAAAAUGCUAUGCCCUAUAAUGGUACCGAUCCUCAACUGUAGUCGUAAAAAAAAAAUAAAAAAACUACCGCAUUACGUUCAAUCUUUUUUUGAUUUGAUCACUGAAUAAAUCAUGUAAUGAAACUCGUGUUAAAUUUUUAAAAAUAUCUGUUGGGUCGAACAAUUUUAUCCUGCGAGUAAAAUCUAAAAAAAAAAAAAACGAAAGCUUUGAAAACAAAUUAAAAAUCUCCAGAAUGUUUUGAACAUAUUUUUACCACGCAUAAUAGGCGCUGAUAUUCUGUGAAAAUUUCAGAGCUUUACCAUAUGUUUAUCUUUAAAAUAAUUACAAUAAAAUUUUUUUUUAAAAACCAUAAUAAUGAGCGUUAACGCCGUAGAUUUUCCUACGUAUUCCCCAAUUUUUCCCAAUCAUUACGAAAACUACUCGGUAUUUAAAAAAAUGGCUUCCUGAACACACUGAUUAGAUCUAAAAUUCUAUGCAAAAAAACUCUACGGUUUUUGAUCGGAACAAGAUUUACAGUAUAAAAGUCGCUCACGAACACAAAACAAUACAAAUAAAACCCAUAAUAAUUGUAAAACCUAUACAUUCCUCCUCGCUCCGGACGGAAUAUAAAGGGUGUUUUUUUUUUACCACGAACCAGUAAUUUUCUCUGAGGAUUUUAAGAGAAUUUGAUUUUUUUUUUUAAUGUGAAAUCGGUUAAGGUUUAUUUUAAAACCAUUUUUAAUUUUUUAACCCUACUCCAUACACCUUAAAUGAGUAUAAUUAAUAUUAUAAUAUUUUGUUUCCACGACCGAUUCCAUAAUGGUUGAAAUAAGAAAAAUAACAGACAUCGAAUUCGUUUAUUCGUUUAAAAUCCUCUGCGGAGAUAAUUGCUGGUUCGUUAUAAAAAAAACAAAAAAAAAAAAAAUCAGCCCAUAUAACUGUACCUAUGCGAAUACAUGACAAUAAUUACUCGGAUUGUCCCGGCCACAGAGCUGGACGGACAACAGCAAGUGGGUGCUGCACGGCGACAUGAUGAGGCAGUUCGCCCGGUGCGUGGCCGCCAACAUGCCGGACAGACGGGACAACAUGUCCGUGCUGAUGGACGUCUGGGGGUCGCUCAACGGCCGGUUCCACCAACGGCUGGUCGAUCCGAACGUGGACCUGUUACACGCGCCCUGGUCCCCGUGGUCGCCCGUGCCGUGGCUGAUGCCGGCCAUACGGCAUUUGGACCGGUGGCGGCCUUGGAUAGUGGACGCGAAAAACCGAACGGACGACCACCGCCUGUUGUUUUUCGCCGAUUUCCAAGGUAAACAUAAUACAAUACAAUUUUUACAGUUUUAUCGUAUUUGCAAAACUGGCCGUGGCCCAAACACUUAAAGAAACGUUUACAAAUUAGGUUACACAGUUCAGUACAUAAUUACACAAGUAAAUUAAUUAUACUGCAGUUUUAACUGAAAAAAAAAAAAUGGCGGGUCUUCGUUGGCAAUGCGCGUCGUCCUAAACAUCGGUCGGUUAAGUGAGUGGUUAGCAGUGCGGUGUUGUAAUAGUGGAAGGAUAAGGCGAUCGGGACCGGAAAUGAGGCGUUCUAAAACAAAUUUGGCUAAGAAACGUGAGACAGUGUUAUCACUCCAUCGAUAAGCAUCCUAAAGAACAGUUAGCAAUCCAUAUAUUAACAUGACAUUGUCAUGUUAUUUAUCGUAAUACGAUACACAGGCACAACUAGACCACCGACUUUGGGGUACUAAUAUUGUAAACACACACAACAGACCCAUGGUGACAACGUUCCCACAAUCCCCUUUACACGACACUUGUAAUAAACAACUACACAUCGCGUUUGUAAUUUCGUUUAUAAAAAUUUAUCGUGACUUUUAAACUUAUUUUUUAUACACACGUGUAUUGCCUGUAGGUAAUAUGUAUUUCGUUCUGUUUACUAAUUACUAUGAAGUACAUGGAUAAAUAUUUAAUCGAUACUAUAAAAAAAGCUCAUCGGGUGUUUUUUCGGGAGUACUAAAGACCCCCACUCACCAAAUGGACCAUUAGUCAUAGAGAUGGACAUGAAAUCCAAAUAUCCGAAUUAUUCGACUAUCCGGGUUUAAAUCAAAUUCUUAUCCGGAAUAUCCGGAUUUGUUUUGUUUGAAAUUGCCUGUUGUAAAAUGAAUUCACUGCGUGUAUCUAAUGUACUAAUAUGAUCUAUAUUUAUGCUACAAUACAACAAAGAAGUUUAGGGUUAAAUAAUAACGAUAACUUACAAAAUAAGUCGGGUCAUCCGAAUUAUCUGGAUAAUCCGUGAAAUUCGGAUUUAAUAAAUCCAUCACUAAUUAUCAACUCUGAUCGUACGUUACGAAUACAAUGCGAUUGCUAUAUGAAUAAUAGUUAGUUAACUAAUAAACAUUAGUUUUGAAGUAUUUUUCUGGCCAUGAAAAUAUGUUUAAGUAAUAGGCACAGUGGUCGAAGUGGCUCAAAAUAAGUGGAAUAAGGAUGCCUGAACUUUUAUACACUACUCUAGCAUUAUGACUUAUACACUUAGGGGUGAUUGGAGGUGGAGAUGAGUUAAGCCCUAUAGUGCUCAUUUUUAUAAUACAAUUUUUUACAUAGUAUACAUUUUUGUGUUUCAGUUUGGUGUUUUAUUUGUUGAUGUAUUUAAAUUUGUAUGUGCAUAUAAUUAUAUUUUUAUUUAAAACGUAAAACAUAUUUCCAUAAAUAUAUAAUUUAUGCUCGUACAGUUUACCAAUAGGUUCUAACAGCAUGCAUUAUGUGAUUAUACAGUACUGAAGUAGGUACAAAAACAAAUAAAAAAACUAAACUGUUUAUACAGUAUAUUGGUAUAAAAAAUACCAAUAUAAAUCGAUAAUCUUUGUAUAUAAUUAUAAGGGGGAUGUAUUAUUUCGGACAAAAUAAGUGAAAGGAUGAAAAAUGCAGAUUAUAAUAAGUAGUGGGAUGUCAUCCCCUCGUUUCCCCACCCCCACUCCGACCACUGAAUAGGCAUUACAUGUUAUUCUCACUGUCCUUAAGUACUCAUUAACAAACUUGAGAAGUUCAUAUCUGUAACAAUUAUAAUUUAUAACUGUUGUUUGUUUAUAUUAAGUUUUUAAACCAUAUUUAUCCCUACGUAAACUUUUUUGGAAAUACUUGAAACACGUUUCAUCGAAUUUUAACAAAAUAGCUGAGUUCAGUUUGAAAAAUAAAUAGUUUGGCUAUUUCCUAGCGUUCUGUUGUGUUAUGCUGACAAAGUUAAAAGUUAUCAAAAAAAAAAAAAUAAUAAUAACUCGUGACUCAACUACCUAAAUAAUUACUGCCCAGCGUCGACUACGUUUAUAACGUGUUCUCGAAAUUCGCACGUUUCGUUAUUUUUUUUUUUUUUCAAACUAGUCUUUCGGACGAACAAACAGCAAACGUCAUCGGAGGCGCCAAUAAAAACGGCGUCGGCCUGCAGUUAUUCGAUUAAAUUUCUAUAUCAUUAUUUUUUUUUUCACAUCGAUACGAUAUCAUACGUCUACACACGACUCGGUACGGCGGGAGGGGAAAAAAUCGUAAUUACUAUAAACGAGAAUAUUGCGUUGUUCAGAAUCCCGGGCUGACCGAUUGAUAAAAAUUAUGCGACGAGCGCGAGAUAAUCUCCUACCGGGUAUUGGCAUUGACAACUGUGAUUACCGAAUAUGACGAUAUAAUGACGAUAACAACGUUAUAAAAAUUGCGAUAUGCGUAGUGCGGGGCACUGGGCGAUAUAGUUAAACAGACUGUCGUGUAAAAAAUAAAAUAAAUGUACAAGUCGCGACGAAUCGUCCAUAAAUUCUCGAUUUUCCAUGCGACUAGCAGAAAACCGACGUGUCCACGAUGACGUCGUCGCGACAUUCGGUAAACAGGGGGGAAACUUAUCAAAUUUGCCCGUUAACGAGGAAAGUACCGAGUUAUUUGUUAAAAAAUAAAUAAAAAGUGGAUUAUGCCUACUGUUCACAGUUCGGUUCACUGUUGUAGAUGAGUAGUUGAGAAGAUAGGACGUACGAGGUUAUAAUUUAGUGUACACAACGAAUAUAAAUCAUUUCGAACGAAAAAACCAUGUUCAGAAAUAUUAUUAAUCAUUUUUUUUUUUUUUUUUUAGAGUUGAAUUGUGAUAAAUAUUGAUUAAUGUUUCAAAUAAGGUACCGGUGAGCGGAAUUUCCCUGUUCUUAAAGUUAUGACAUGAAAAAUUCUAAACAAUUUUAUGUUUGAUUAAGUUCAUGUUGAACUAAGCUUUAUGUUUUUGUUUAAUCAUAAGUAAUUCCCGGGGAAAAAAAAACAUAUCUUUGUAAAAUCGAAAAACGUCUUUCUUUACGCUCGGAAAAAUGUUCUCGUACAAUUUUCGCUCGAAUAUUGACCUCCAUUUAUAAUUGGUGUUUUAGAUUUGCAUGCUUACAAAGCAAUCGUCGUCGAGUUUAAAUUGUAUUAUUAUUAUUUUAUUUCAAAACUUAAAAAUCGCCGAUAACGUAGUCAUGAAAAUCGAUUGGAAAAAAAAACGCCGCAAUUUUCCGUCUUUUGCUUUUGCUUGUAAGCAUUUAACGUAAAGUACGCGAACCGAGCGAGUGCACUGCAAGAAUGCGAAAUAAAUAAGGUACAAACCAAAAUGACGUUAUGGAUCAGACAAUGCAAAAAAAAACAAAAACAAAAUAAAAAUAGCGAAAACUGAACACGCUCCACACACUCAAACUAAACGCUCUGUACACUUGUAUUUAUAUCACAAUGCACACGCAUAACAAUCCCGUGGCACGAAUCCCGAGGACUUUAUUCAUAACUCUCGCAAUACAUUCAUCGCGUUUAUCGUUUAAUAAUUAUCAUCGUUUUAAUCGAUUCGACGAUUAGACGAAAAUAUUUUUUUUUUUUUUUUAUUAACGUACAGACAAUAAUAAUUUCUCGACAAAAUCGCAAUCGCCGUUAUCGUUUUUCCGCAAAACCGUUGCACAUACCCACACAAUCGAUUAUUAUUAUUAUUAUUAUUAUUAUUAUUAUUAUUGCCGGCGUAUCGCUAUAUUUUCAACGUGAAUACAAAUUGCACAAUCGUAAAUAGUGCUACGCGUUACGGGUACUGUAACAAUUAAUACGCGGGGAUCGAUUCUGUAGCCUAGGGGGAGCUAAUAACGAUGAAAUACCGGCGUCUCGUCGGUGUUCCUCGUCUGCGCGCGACCCACAACAUUUCGAUACGCUCGCGCCUACGACGCGGCCCGAAACGUCCCCGACCGAACCCGACCGGGACCCAAUAAUCCCAAUUAAUGACAUAGCCAUACGCGCGGUCGGAUUACGUUACGGCGUAUUGUACAGCGAUUGCCGAUACCGUACGCCGAGCGCGGUCGGAUGUGCGGCGGACCGUUCGCAAAUUAAUCCGAAACCGUUGCGGCGAUAACGCGGACGCGACGUAAGGGGGCACUCGAGGGGCCGCGGCCUCUGAAUAAUACGUCGAGACGAGCGGGUAGGCGGUGCACGGACGGGGUAAACCGUUACAACAAUCGUGAUUUAACGCGAUCCGUCACGAGAAGAAAAAAAAAAAAAACAACCAAUUAUCAUAAAUACGAAUCGUCAAUUACGAACAACGAAAAUAAAAACAGGCAAAUUUAUCGUUGGAAAGAAUUUAAAUCGUCUUGAAUCGUCUUUUACAAUUCUACGAAGUUUUGCAAUACGUUUUCAAGAGGCUACGGAAUAAUUGUUUAGGGACGCGGUCUUACGUAGGUUUCGAAGGUCAUCGGCGGGGAUGAAGGUAAAGUGACACCGUCACACACGUCUCCCCCGAAAAAUAGUUGAUGAAAUGUCCCUGAUAAUCGAGAUCGGCUCGUGCCUGUUUAGUGUUUAUAUUAUUGGGAAACACAUUUGCAUGGCCAUCUGGGAGCCAUAAUCGUGUAUGCGAUGAGUUUUAACUUUUGGGCGAUUGCGAAUGCCAAAAUUGUUUUUUUUUUUUUAAUAUUAUCGUGAUCGCGUGUAAUCAGAUACUAGUCUGUAUACUCGAACAUUGCAAUAUUCCAAACAAUACGUUAAACGGCAUACAAACAUCGUGUAGUGUCCACCUAAAACCACGUGUAACUAAUAUUAUUGCCUAAUAACACGUAAAUGCAUUAUACGACUGUUAUUCUGACCCCGCCCAAGAUCAGGAUUCUUAUAUUAUUAUUAAAACGAGGAUUUGAGGGCAAUCUAAAAAGGCGAAAAUUGCAUUUAAUUGAUAUAAAAAGCAAUUACAAAAUUAAAUAGAUUUCAGUUGCUUUAACUAGUUUGUAUUAAAAAAAAAAAAAAAAAUCACUGCCAUGUACUUAGAUAAGCUGUCUCCGGGUAAAACGUUGACGGUUCGGGCUCAACAUAUUUUUGUACGUAGAAAAUAAUCUUUUUACGUCCACCGAAGUUAUUGGAGCGUAUUUAAUACAUAAAUAAUUAUCUACUACUCAUUAAAUCGUCGUCGUUUGCUGUUUCUCCAAUUAAUACUCUGUUGAUUUUUUUUUCUUCAUGUUUUCCCAUUCUUUGUUCUUCGACAUUAUUUUGUUGAAUUUAUCCGAAAUCAAUUUAGCCACCGCCUCUCACGUGUGUCGUUGAAAAAACCUAUCAGGUCAAUUGAAAAUUAAACAUAGAUAAGGCAUUUAUAAACAAAAAUGAAUUUAUAAAUAAAAGGGUAAAAAAAGAAUACAUCCACCAUCACUGAUAUUAAACGAAACACAUUUGUAUGUAAUUAUUUUUCUAUUAUUGUCAAAAAAAAAAAAAAGGCCUUUUGCCUUCAAAUCCGAAUCCUAAUUAUUAUAUACCUGCCGGCUGCUAGUGAAACGAGUGUAGAUAAUGUGCCCCGCCUCUAAAUCGUCCAAAUAGUCUAAUGUGAAAACGAACGAACCGAUAUCGCAUGUACGCGUAAGAAGGUUUUUCGCGAAAACGCCCAUAAAACAAAAAUCGAACCUUUCUGGCGGAAACGAUAGUAUGCCCAAACACCGGGAAAGUGUCGUGUCCGGUGGCACCGAAGUCCUAAAAAUAUAGUUAGCGUAGAUUUUCAUUUCUGUGAUGAAAUAUUUAUUCGAUUUGGCAACCAAAAUUUGCUCCAAAAUAAAUCAACACGAUUCUUAAUUUUUAAAAGAAGUCUGACCGAAACACAGGUUUCGGCGCCAUUAGCCGUGUCUGUCUUCAUUUUCAAAUGGCCUUUAAAAGACCCGCCGUUAUACCGUAUUGUUAUUGCGCUAUAAAUACUGUAGGUACUCGAAAAUACUGUGCACCGAUACAGUUCGCUGUCUCGUAUACCGUUUUCUGCCUUAAAAUGGGCAUCUUCCGUUCAAUGUCGCUGAUAUCAUUCACGAUUCGGUCACUUGACCUACGAACUUCGUUUCAAAUAUCAACGUUUUUUGUCAUCUACCAUUGUAGCCGAACGGCGUUUCACAUGCACAUGUCAAAACUGGUCGGAGGAAAUUAAUAAUGGAAUGCCUCGUCAACGGAUCGACGGAAAUCAAAAAACGUCAACAAUAAAAUUUUGUGUAACUAAUGCUCCGUCUACUUGUGGACUUUCAAAUGUAGGUUGCCAUUUGAAAAUCAAAAAUAGGUAGUAAUUUUACCCCGAAAAGAAAGGUGACCGAAAAAAAAAAAAAAAAAAACAUAAAUAUAAAAAUUGUAGACCAGCUUGUUUCUCAAAUGUUCCGGAAAACGAUUUCCGGAAAGAGUUAAUAUUUUCCGGGGUAACAAGUGUAUCCAUUUAAAUGGGUCGUCUGGUAGUUAUCGUACAAUCGUUAUACCCACGACUUUCUCAUCGCUUUUAAUUCGGCACUGACGAUAAAAAGAUACGUUUUUCCGUAAAACCGUCGUACGCACGCGCGCUGUAUAUUUUACCUUUACGUCGACGGACCGAUUCGCCACAACCGAGUCGCCGCUAGCCUUUUCGCCGCAAGACUCUUCGCGGACGCACUUAUUCGCCACUAUACUUGGCCCGACGGACUUAUUUUCUUAAAAGAAAUGAACACAUUUUUUUUUUUUAAAAAAAGAGCUGAUACUGAGGACGGGUGCAGCCACCGCUGUAGGUGGAAAGUUUGAAUUUUGGGAUUUACCUGCCCAGCCUACGCCACAUCACUAGCGCCAGAUCUAAUAUCGGAGGAACACUGGUACGGUUCGAUAAAUUGGAAAUUUCAAGUUUGUCGUUAUGAUGCUAUUGCCUUAAACACCUAUUUGUUUUUCCAACAUUUCUCGCGUUUGAACGUGGCUAAUUGCGCGGGUCGUAGAAACUGCGGUCCGAGGAUCGAUAUCUUCCUAUCUAAAAUAAUGUUUGUAAUUUUUUUUUGUUUUCGUUCGUUAACACCGCGUCUAAAUCCCAUACACGGUUUCAUUUUUCAUACAGUCUCUGCGUUAACUUUUGGAAAAACCGAAAAACUAAAAAACAUUUUUCGUAAUACGCCAUUACCUACUAUUAACCGAGCUCCGCUCUGAAUCGUGUUUCGUUAACAAUUAUUAAUUGUUGCGUACAAAUUUAAAUUAAAUUCCCCUCUACAUCUCGCUUUCCCGAAUUCUCAGUUCUCAACUUUUAAAAAUAUUCUAGGCAUUUUGUAUUUUCGUGUUUUUAUUUGUAUUUUUGUUCGGUGGGAAUCUGUGAUUAAAAUGGCAUGCCUGAUGUCAGAACAGAAAUGCUUAAAAAUUGUACACAAAAUUAAUUUUAAGUUGUAUCAAGUAGUCGAAAGAUAAAUUUGAAUUAUAAUGUAUUAGCGUUUUCUUUAAAACCGUUUAAUGAUAAAACAGCGACUAUUAGACAAAUUGUAUUCCUCGUAUUAUUUGUCAGUUUAAUGUGAACAUAAUUUUUUGACCAAUCCAAAAUAUUUGAAAAUUGAAAACGAUGCAAGUCAACUUAUACCGUGUUAUAACUUUUUUUUUUUGAUGGUAAAACAUAAUGAAUUGUGUGUUAUUUCCGUUUCUAUUUGGUAUAUAUAUAUACGUAGAUAACACGGUUCGGCUGAACAAAAAUGCUUGAAAAGUGAACACGUGGUUUAUUACAAGUCUUAGUUAAUGGUCUAAAAAGUAAAUUUGAGUUGAAUGCUUUAGUGUUUUUUUGAUUGGCGUUUUAAGAUCAGAUAACGGCCAUUUCAAAAUUUGUCUUACCGAAUUGCGCUCCGAAUCGUUUUACGUUAGCAAUUAGUACAAAUUUAAAUUAAAUAACUUUAUGUGCCAUACAUAUUCCCGAAAUUUAAAUAUCCCACCAACGGCGUUGGCUGCACCCGUCCCCGAUAUCAGCUCUUUAUAAAAAAAAAAAAAAAAAACGUGUUCAUUUCUUUUAAGAAAAUAGUUUCGCGCGCAUAAUAAUGUCAUAAUCAGCCGCGUAAAUCAAUCUGGUCGCCGCGUUCUUUGCAGGUAUGACGCUAACGCACGACGACUUGCCGACGGACAAGAACGUGACAGCAGUGCGGACGGCCACGUUGGCCGUGAUCGAAGGAGCCGUGGCCGUGCGGAACUUGGGAGCCGGCGGUGGCGGCGACGGAAGCGAGGUGCGCGUGGUGUCCGGCGAAGCGAUGGACGUCACUGGCCGGUACGCGGUGACCACCGUGAGCGCGACGCCUUCGUGUUACGUGUACGCGGAAACUGCGGCCGCCGGGGACGACGGCGAAAACGAUGCCGCCGAACGGUCGACCGGUGGCGGCCGUCCCAAGUGUUCUACCGCUUGUUUCGCGUUCGCGUUGGACGCCGCGAAAUACGCGUUUUCCCCAUUUUUCCCGUGA
Cinara cedri is the source of this 19733-nucleotide messenger RNA. NCBI's taxonomy places the organism in Eukaryota, Metazoa, Arthropoda, Insecta, Hemiptera, Aphididae. The record is from the annotation of a GenBank genome assembly.